UCACCAUCAUCACCGAGUCGUCAACCCACCGCCGCAAUCAAUCCAGCACCCACCCCCACACUCUCCGCCCCAACUUUCUUUCCCGAAUAUUGCCCACCAUGGCCGAAGACGGGAUCCUCGUGGAAUACCGCGGCAGAAUCGCCAUCAUCACCCUCAACGUGCCGAAGAAGUUGAACGCGCUGGGCGGAGAAUUAUACUACAAGCUCGCCGUCGCAAUGCUCGAAGUAGCGCAACACGACGAAGUCUACAUCACCGUAUUGACAGGAAACGGGCGCUUCUUCUCCGCGUACGUCCACCCAUGCAACAUGCGCACAGCACUCCCACAAGUAGAACAAGCACUAACCCUCCCCCCAGCGGCGCAGACGUAUCCUUCGGCAGCCAAGUAUCCAGCGACGCCAUCGACGAGCGACACCUAUGGCUGCGCUCCUUCGCAGCCAACAACCUCCAGAUCACACACGCCUUCUACACGCAUCCGAAGAUCCUAGUCACGGCGCUCAACGGGCCAGCCGUCGGGCUAUCCGCCGCGCUGAUCGCGCACAGCGAUUUCAUUUACGCGGCGCCGCACGCCUACAUCCUCACGCCCUUCGCCUCGCUCGGCCUCGUCACAGAAGGAAACGCGAGCAUAUCCUUCGUCAAGCGUCUGGGCAUCAGCAAGGCGAACGAGGCGCUGAUUAUGAGUCGGAAGAUUGGCAUUGAGGACCUGGUGGCGACGGGGUUUGUGAAUAAGGUUGUGGAUGUGGGGGAGAAAGGGUCGCCUAAGUUUCUGGCAGCGGUGCUGGGUGAGGUUGAGGAUAAGCUGGGGGAUCAUCUGAAUGGUGAGAGUUUGCUGAAGAUCAAGGCGCUGAUUCGGAAGCCGGAUUUGCCGUUGUUGGAGCGCCAGGGCGUGGAGGAGGUGUUUGGCGGGAUGGAGAGGUUUCUUAAGGGUGUGCCGCAGAAGGAGUUUGCGCGGUUGGCGAGCGGGGAGAAGAAGCAUAAACUGUAGAGGAAGUGUAAUAGUAUAGAAGUGAAGUAGAAGAUGUGAGAUCGCCCGAAUAAUAGAUUGGUUUGGCU
Dothidotthia symphoricarpi CBS 119687 is the source of this 1050-nucleotide messenger RNA. Its product is annotated as ClpP/crotonase. Gene Ontology annotation, biological process: fatty acid beta-oxidation. The coding region runs from base 299 to 982 and encodes 227 amino acids. Gene Ontology annotation, cellular component: peroxisomal matrix. The record is from RefSeq and is a predicted model, not a curated record. NCBI's taxonomy places the organism in Eukaryota, Fungi, Ascomycota, Dothideomycetes, Pleosporales, Dothidotthiaceae. The transcript has a single exon.